Scleropages formosus (Asian bonytongue) is the source of this 1586-nucleotide messenger RNA. RefSeq names its product collagen alpha-1(II) chain-like. Gene Ontology annotation, biological process: extracellular matrix organization. The record is from RefSeq and is a predicted model, not a curated record. The transcript has 15 exons. Bases 195 to 1337 code for a protein of 380 amino acids. NCBI's taxonomy places the organism in Eukaryota, Metazoa, Chordata, Actinopteri, Osteoglossiformes, Osteoglossidae. Gene Ontology annotation, molecular function: extracellular matrix structural constituent conferring tensile strength.
UUCAUGACUCCACCGUUUGUAACAAAAGGAGCGUGAAGUGUGGACUGUGCAGUGUACGUGGAUUUCUUGAGCGCACAAGGAAUGGUUACUGGGCUCAUUCUCACAGCUUUGUGUUUUAGGGUGAAGCUGGCAGAGAUGGAAAUCCAGGAAAGUUGGGAGCAGUUGGAAGACCGGGCAAACGAGGAAAAGCUGGAAUGAGAGGUUUGAGAGGACCAAGAGGAGAAAAGGGAGACAGUGGGGGCAUGGGGAUGCCUGGACCUCCAGGGCGACCAGGGUCUGCAGGAGUUCCAGGUCUUCCAGGAGUAAAAGGAGACCAGGGUGAAAAAGGGCUGGAGGGUGAGAAAGGGACAAUGGGAUCACCUGGCCCACCUGGAGAAGGCGGUUCUAAGGGCGUCCGAGGCCCCCCUGGGGAAGCAGGACCAACAGGACAGAAGGGAGAGCAGGGUGACAUUGGCCCCACUGGACCGAGAGGGAGGCCUGGUGUCCCUGGACUGCCCGGCCUGUUUGGACAAAAGGGGCUGAAAGGAUUUGAUGGACCUCCUGGGCCAGCUGGCAAGAGGGGCCCAGAUGGGCCGCCAGGACCCCCAGGGCCCCCGGGCUCCUUGGUGAAUUUCACUCUGGCACAGAUUAAGGACCUUAUGUACGUGGCAGACAAGCCCAACUACCCGCUGAUCCGGAGCCUGCUGGAAUCCCUGCAGCAAGACCUGCGGCUGCUUCUGGACCCCCCUGAUGGCACCAAGGAGCACCCCGCCACUACCUGCCUGGAGCUGCAGCUCUGCCAGCCCAACUACACCAGCGGGCUGUAUUACAUCGAUCCCAACCAGGGCAGCCCUUUGGAUGCGUUUCUCGUCUAUUGUAACUUCACUACUGAGGGGGGGAAGACGUGCCUGUUGCCCAGGGAAACACAGAUGCCCAUCAAAGCAUGGCUGAAGGAUGCUGGGGAGCAAAGUGCGUUCCUCUGGCUGAGCACGCUGGACAAGGGAUUUCAGCUCGAGUACCCGGGAGCCAGCAUUGUACAGAUGAGGUUCCUGCGGCUCAACAGCAAGGUGGCUGUUCAGACAAUAAUCUUCUCUUGUCAGCGGGGAAGCAGGCAGAGCCAGCAAGAGAGGGAGGUUAAAUUCCUGGCAGACACAAGGAGGCAAAGCUUUCUGGGCACACUCCGGGACUGUGUGUCCCACAUGGAAUCAGAGGAACUGGGUCCACGGGAGAUGAUGUUUCAGUUCGAGGACCUGGAUCUUCUCCCCAUCAGAGACCUGGCGGUGUCCAUCAGCGGUGAGAGAAAUCACAGCUUCACACAGGAGUUUGGCUUCACCGUGGGACCUGCGUGCUUUAGCUAGGCGGACAGGGGCACCCGGGAAACCCUGCCAACACAGCGGACCAGUCAGGAACCAGAGGAGCUGGAGAAAACAGGGCCAAAGGGCAUCUCUCUUCUUUUGUUUUGCUUUUGCCUCCGGCCAUUGCCAUGGAGAGGACUUUUCUUUUCAUUCUUUAUUUAUGACCCCCAGAGAAGGCAGCAGUAUCACCAGGCACAAGUUCUGUAGGAGGACUAUUGCUUUUAAAUUGUUUACAGAGACAUUCAUAUUGAA